Pipistrellus nathusii (Nathusius's pipistrelle) is the source of this 1674-nucleotide messenger RNA. The record is from the annotation of a GenBank genome assembly. Lineage: Eukaryota; Metazoa; Chordata; Mammalia; Chiroptera; Vespertilionidae.
AUGGCGGCGCCCAUGCUGCGCUGGUGCUGUCCCGCUAGGCGUUGGAUUUUAGCCAACAUUGACCGCGGUCCUCGCCACGGAAGAGGGGCUCCGACUGGGUCCGGGUCCAGCGGGAAAAGGGGACAGAGCUCAGUGGCUCAGCAGCUCCUCGCCACGGCCCAGAAGCCGAGGAAAGGUGAACACCAAUGGGCAGCCGUGGUGGGUUUGGAAAUUCAUGCCCAGAUUUCCUCCAACUCGAAACUCUUCUCUGGAUCUCAAGUCCACUUUGCAGCACCUCCAAAUUCUUUAGUAUCUUUCUUUGAUGCAUCUCUGCCUGGAACAUUGCCGGUUCUCAACAGGAGGUGCGUAGAGGCGGCAGUGAUGACAGGCCUGGCACUGAACUGCCACAUAAACAAGAAGUCCUUGUUUGACAGGAAGCACUACUUCUAUGCAGACCUCCCUGCAGGUUACCAAAUUACCCAGCAGAGGCUCCCGAUCGCUGUGAAGGGCAGUUUGGCGUACAGUGUCUUUGUGGGGAAGAAUCGGAAUCAGGUGAUCAACAAGACAGUGAGGAUCAAGCAGAUCCAGCUGGAGCAAGACAGUGGCAAGAGCCUUCACGAUGACCUGCGGUCCCAGACGCUCAUUGACUUGAACAGGGCAGGAGUUGGCCUUCUGGAAGUGGUCCUGGAGCCCGAUAUGUCCUGUGGAGAAGAGGCAGCAACAGCUGUCAGGGAGCUGCAGCUGAUACUUCAAGCCCUGGGGACCAGCCAGGCAAACAUGGCAGAGGGCCAGUUGAGGGUGGAUGCCAAUAUAUCUGUGCAUCAUCCUGGGGAGCCUUUGGGUGUUCGAACUGAAGUGAAGAAUCUCAACAGUGCCAGGUUCUUGGCCAAAGCAAUAGACUAUGAAAUUCAGAGGCAAAUCGAAGAACUUGAGAAUGGAGGAGAAAUUUUGAAUGAAACUCGCUCCUUUGAUUGCAAGCUGGGGUGCACUGUGCCGAUGAGAGACAAAGAAGGAAAGCAAGACUACAGGUUUAUUCCUGAGCCCAACCUGCCUCCCCUGCUGCUCUAUGAUUCAGCGUCUCUGCCUGCUGGCGCAGACCCACAGCAAGUGAUCAAUAUCGACCAGCUUCGAGAGCAGCUCCCCGAGCUCCCCAGUGUGACCCGGGAGAAGCUCGUCCAGCAGUAUGGGAUGCUACCGGAACACAGCUUCACCUUACUGAAUGAAGUUGGCCUACUGGAGUUCUUCCAAAAUGUGAUGAAAGAAACUAGGGCAGAGCCAAAAAAAGUGACUAGUUGGGUCCUCAACACUUUCCUGGGUUUUUUAAAGCAACAGAACCUUGCUGUCAGUGAGAGUCCUGUCACACCUUCUGCACUGGCCGAGCUUCUCAACCUACUGGACCAGAAAAUAAUUUCUUCAGCCGCAGCUAAAAAGGUGUUUGAGGAACUAUGGAGGAGUGGAGGGAAGACUCCAGCACAGAUUGUUUCAGAAAAGAGGCUUGAACUGAUGCAGGAUCAAGAGGCCCUGGAAGAGCUCUGCCAGGCUACGAUGGAGAAACAUCCUCAAGUGGUAAUGGAUCUGAAGAAGGGAAACCCCAGAGCUAUAAAUAAACUGAUUGGCUUGGUCCGAAAAGCGACUCUCAAUCGAGCAGACCCCACUGUGAUAAAGGAGAUGCUGGAGAGGCAGCUGUCAUCAUGA